GCUAUGGCAACCUCUGUAAUAAAUAGAUGUUCUGAAACUGCUCAGAGGCUGAGAGGAUCACAGGAGAGGACUGGAAGAUGGCAUGUGAUAAGGCAUCUCUUCUGGAAGAUCCUCAGAAGAUUUUUAAAGAAUACGAAAUAGAUGAAGGUGUGGGAUUCGCUCUGCCAAAUCCACUGGAGGAGCUACCUAAGCCUUAUGAUGCCUGGAUUCUCAUUGCCAGAAAUCUGACAGAAGUGAUUGAGACUGGCCAACUACGUGCAAGAGUUGAGGAGUUACCUAUGCUCAGCAUUGAUGGCCUCCAAGGGUACAAGUCUCAGCGACUUGCCCAUCUGGUGCUGGGGUACAUCACCAUGGCAUAUGUGUGGAAUCAAGGAGAUGGAGAUAUUCGGAAGGUUCUGCCAAGAAACAUUGCUAUUCCUUACUGCCAACUCUCUAAGAAGCUGGGGCUGCCUCCCAUUCUGGUUUAUGCAGACUGUGUCUUGGCAAACUGGAAGAAAAAGGAUCCUAGUGGGCCCAUGACUUACGAGAACAUGGACAUUCUGUUCUCAUUUCCUGGUGGGGAUUGCAGUAAGGGAUUCUUCCUGGUUUCUCUGUUGGUGGAAAUAGCAGCUGCUUCUGCAAUCAAAGUAAUUCCUGCUAUAUUCAGUGCAAUAAAACACGAGGACCAUGGUAUUUUGGAGAAGGCACUGCUUGAGAUAACUUCUUGUCUGCGCAAAGCCCUUAAAGAGUUUCACCAAAUGCAUGAAUACGUGGACCCAAACCAGUUCUUCAAUGUUCUUCGCAUAUACUUGUCUGGCUGGAAAGGUAACCCCCUGCUGUCGGAGGGUCUGCUGUAUGAAGGUGUUGAGAACACCCCACAGAUGUUUGCAGGGGGCAGUGCAGCCCAAAGCAGCAUCUUUCAGUGCUUCGACGUCCUGCUGGGCAUCCAGCAGAACUCUGGUAAAAAAUCUGAUGCUGAAUUCCUUCAGGAUAUGAGAAAAUAUAUGCCACCAGCUCACCGGAAAUUUCUUGUCUCAUUGGAGUCAGGCUUCUCAGUCCGUCAGUUUGUUCUUUUGAAAGGUGAUGCCAGCCUGAAGGCGUCUUACAAUAAGUGUGUCAAAGCUAUGGUCUCCCUGAGAGAGUACCACCUGAAGAUAGUAGAGAAGUACAUUGUGAAUCCUGCAAAGUCAGCCAAGAGCAACGAAACAUCUGAAGAGCCAUCGGAAAUGGAAAAUAAGGGAACUGGAGGCACUGAUGUCAUGGCUUUCCUAGGGAAUGUAAAACAAACAACUGAAAGAUUCCUAUUGUAGGAAAAGUAGUGUAACCCAAACAAGGGUACAUUUUGUCCAGACAAAGAUGUCUAUAUAUGUUAAUGUCACUGUUCAUUAUAUAAGCUCCAUGAAUGAAAUGCAACAACUACUUAACAGUGUAUUAUAAAAGAGUUCAAAAUAUCUUUUCUGAUACCUGCUCAGGCCCUGUAUGAGAACACCAAGAGGUAAUUCCAUUAAAAACAUUUAUCAUCUAUAUUGUCUAAUUACAAUGUAAUGAUGAAAUUCAAUAAAAGCUAAUAAAAUCUCUAAAA
This is a messenger RNA of Manis javanica (Malayan pangolin), 1561 nucleotides long. It is a transcript of the gene IDO1, whose product is annotated as indoleamine 2,3-dioxygenase 1. Gene Ontology annotation, biological process: 'de novo' NAD+ biosynthetic process from L-tryptophan. Gene Ontology annotation, cellular component: cytoplasm. Gene Ontology annotation, molecular function: L-tryptophan 2,3-dioxygenase activity; indoleamine 2,3-dioxygenase activity; heme binding. NCBI's taxonomy places the organism in Eukaryota, Metazoa, Chordata, Mammalia, Pholidota, Manidae. The record is from RefSeq and is a predicted model, not a curated record.